This is a messenger RNA of Trichoderma atroviride IMI 206040, 2125 nucleotides long. RefSeq lists its product as uncharacterized. The record is from RefSeq and is a predicted model, not a curated record. NCBI's taxonomy places the organism in Eukaryota, Fungi, Ascomycota, Sordariomycetes, Hypocreales, Hypocreaceae. Gene Ontology annotation, molecular function: protein-cysteine S-palmitoyltransferase activity. Gene Ontology annotation, cellular component: endoplasmic reticulum membrane.
GCAUCCCAUAUCCAGCACAUCGCCAUGGCCGGUUUCAACGAUGUGUCGUUUAUGCCGAGGCUCGCCGUGCCCGCCGUCUGCCUGCUCAUUGCUUUUCUAGGCUACUUCUCGCAGGUCCUCUUCAACAACUCGACCCUCGACCCAGGCCCGCUGUCCCGCACCGAGAGCUGGACUUUCAACGUCUUGCUGGUGUGCCUCUGGAUCUCGUACUUCCGCGCCGUGGCAGUUGACCCCGGCCGCUACAUCUUCCCCGACCAGGUAAUCGAGGCAGACGGCCGAUGGUGCAAAAAAUGUCAGGCGCCGAAGCCCCCGCGGGCGCAUCACUGCCGUCACUGCGAGCGAUGCAUCCCCAAGAUGGACCACCACUGCCCCUGGACCAAGAACUGCGUCUCCAUGACGACGUUCCCGCACUUUUUGCGCUUCCUCGUCUACGCAAACUUGUCGUUGUGGACGCUGAGCGUCUUCUUGUGGCAGCGCUUCUACGCCCUGUGGGAGGCUCGUAAUAUGCCCGCCCACCUGGGCCCGACGCUGACCGGGCUCGUGUCGCUUGUCGCGACAGGCUUCGUCUGUAGCAUCACGUGCUUUGUGCUCGGCAUUAUGCUCAUAACUACGCUGAAAGGUUGGGUGGAAAACCAGACUACAAUUGAGGGAUGGGAGGUCGACCGCCACGAGGCCAGUAUCGGACGUGGGAGGCAGGACUGGUGGGACAUAACGGGCCCAGAUGGCGAACCCCUUCAGUUUGAAAAGGUGGAAUUUCCAUACGACAUUGGCUUCUUUGCCAACAUGGCCCAAGCAAUGGGCACGUCCAACUUCCUCUUGUGGUUCUUCCCCCUGGCGGGCAACCCCCAGAUCAGCAAGACUGGGUCCGGCACCGGAUGGACGUGGGCAGAAAACGGCUUCAACCGCAAAGAAGGCAUGUGGCCUCCUUUGGAUCCCGACAAGUUCCGCCGCGCCGUGGGAGGAUUUGGCAUGUCACGGCGAAACUACGAGGACGAGCUCGAGCUCGAGGACGACGGGCUGACCAUUGGAGAGCACAUGGAAGCUUUCAAGAGGCGUCAGGAUGAAGAUCUGAGGAGACGGAAAAGAAGACAGGACGAACUCAUGGCGGAGCUGGAAGAGGUGGAUGGAGAUGGCUCAGGCAGAGCCAGCUAUGAUGAUGAUGAUGAGACGAAUAACAGUAAUAAUAUGCGCAACUGGGCAAACUCGGACGGCGAAUAUCUUCGAGACUACGGCGUUGACGAGGAAGCGGAAGAGGAGGAUGAAGACGUUCCGCUCGCCGAGCUGUUACGGCGUAGAAACGUCGGAACUAGAUCAUACAACGAUGCAUAAACACAUGGCGAGGAGAAUCAAAAGAUGGCUAAUAAAAUUGUAAAUCAGCGAAUAAGCAUAAACAAAGUGUUAUAUCAUAUAAAAUAGAUUUUAUUUGAUUUUUUUCUAAAAGCAAGAAUUUUAAAUAUAUGUAAAAAUAGCAUUUCAGGCCCUGGAUCACACAAGGGUCCCGCGUAUUUCCCCCUUUAACCCUCCCAUCUUCUUCUACCAAAAAACGCGAAGAAAGUUAAAAAAAAAAAGGAAACAAAAGAUUUUCCCAGACAUGCAUACACACGCUUCCCCAGGGAUCUAUACUCGAGGACUCGUACAGCAGUAGUUGCCCAAGUGACUCGCACACAUUGUGUGUAUACAACAAAAUCCGCCAUAAUUUUUUCCAGUCAUAGAGGCGUAAUAUUUGUAUCAGAAAGCAAAAAAAAAAAAGGGCGAAUAUAACAAAAGAGUUAAACUGAGCUGUAGAAAAAAAAUAUAUGCCUUCGUGACAAACAAAGAUCGUGAAGCAUGUCUAAAAUUGCGGCGCAGCAUCUCACCAGUCGUCAGUCUCGUCAUCUCUCUUUUGGUUUAGAGCAUUCUUGCGUGCCAGGAGAGCAUCCGCCAAGCUGCCUCCCAGGCUAGGCGUCGGCGUGCUUCUGCCGCUAUCGCCACCAGUGCCGUUUAGGCUCAUGCCAGAAUCUCUCUGGGCUAAAUCGACAGGCUUGCGACCACCUGCAGCCGGUCGUUUGGUAGGUGGCACCGGCUUCGCCUUGGCUGACGGCGGCGCUGGAGGUAGUCGUGGAGCAGGUGCAGCUUGCUCUUCUAC